UAUCAAAAUGGACGUCUACGUGGCAAAUUUAAAAACAUGCGGUGCCUUUGUCUCUCUAUUAUUUUUAUAUUUAAUUCCCACUUACUGCCAUGAUAACCUUGAUGACAUGGCCUACCAGGUACCUGGGGCGCAGAAUGUAGCGUUUGGGACAGCAAAAAGCAACAGGUAUUUAUUGUACGAUGUAAAUCACGGCGAAGGCUUCAACCUUCGACGAGACGUUUAUAUGCGAGUGGCUAAUUUAGCUAAAAGUCUCAACGCGAUCGAACCGUGGGUAUUAGUACUGCCUCCUUGGGGUAACCUUUACCACUGGCAGUCAGAGAAUUUGGAAGGAAGACAGAUACGUAUACCAUGGUCGCUGUUUUUUGAUGUAGAGAGUCUGUCUUAUCAUGUACCAACGAUGGAGUUCGAUGACUUUUUGAAAGUGACUGGAUCUGAGGGACAUAUCGAUCAGGUUUAUUAUUUACAGCAUUACAAAGAAGGUUGGACGGACGGGAAUUUUGAAGAGAAAAUUGAUGAGCGUGAAUGUCUGGAGAAAAAACGGUACAAUUUGGAUGAAAAUAAUCUUUGGAGAGGCUGGUUUUUUGGUUACUAUGACGACAUCCGCGCCAAGCACUUUAAAUGUCUGUCUGUUCAAGGCCAUGCCGGUAUAAUGAAGCCUAUUUUGUUGAAGAAUACUACUUCUACAUCUGUCUUGGUGGAUCGUGCUGAAAAUUUGUUACAUGACCUCUACGGCGACAAAGAAUAUUGGCGUGCUCGGAGAAGCAUGGUUUUCUCCAAGGACCUCCGUUCUAUAGGUGACGAAUUCCGUGCAGAAUUCCUCAAUUCUACAGACGCGACUGACAGAACCAUUUGGGAAUCAGACUGGCGGAAAAUGAUUCGCAAAGAGCGAAAUGCCUUUGGCGGUCCGUAUCUGGGCGUUCACCUACGUCGUAAAGAUUAUUUACGCGCUCACAGGGACCAUGUCCCCACGUUGAAGUUUGCAGCUAAACAAAUAAGAAAACUCUUGAAACAAUUCGGAUUACAGAAAGUUUUUAUUGCAUCUGACGAUCCAGAUGAUGUCGAAAAGCUAAGAAAGAAGUUGAAGAAAAAAUACGAAGUUUAUAACUUUAUACCACCGAAGGAUAUUUUAGCAAAAUACAUGGACGGUGGCGUGGCUAUUAUCGAUCAGUGGAUCUGUGCCCAUGCCAGGUACUUUAUUGGAACACAUUUAUCAACCUUUUCAUUUCGAAUCCAAGAAGAAAGGGAAAUUUUAGGUUUUAAAACAAUUACAACUUUUAAUAGGUUAUGUAAAGAAGAAGAAGGAGCAGAGUGUGAACAGCCUUCGAAAUGGACGAUCUUAUAUUAAAUAUAUAUAAAUAUAUAUAAUAUAUUUAUAUUAUAACCAAUAUUUAUAUAAUUGAAAUAUUUUAUUAAUUUAUGUACAGUAACAACGAACCCUGUGCUAGCAUGUUUUCCGGGUUUUCUUUUGCGCAUGAACAAAUUUUUCUUCCAUUUUCUAUUUUCCCCUACCUCAGAUUGUUAUAACAAAUGCGUUACCUAAGUUAUUACAAAAACAGUUUGCAUCAACUACAGUGACUGCAAUAUAUUAUUAGUACUAUGUACUAACAAAAGUAGAAGGUAACCAAUUCACCAUGAAGCACGUUUUAACUAUACCUCUUAGUAUACAAAAAUUUAGAAAGUCUUUUCUUUUAAAACAAGUUUUUGUUUUUAAUUUUCUAAUAAUGUGUGAAGAAUUUCUCUCUAAAAUCUUUCUGAAUUGGAAUAUUUUUAUUUUAUUCAUUAUUGGCAUUCUCUUUUCUUUUAGGUGAUACACUGAAAUAUUCUUUUAAUAUUACCAAUAUAUAUAUAAUAAUUUUUUUUCAGAAACAUUUUCACUGUAUUAGAAUAUAGCAUUCUUUUGGUGUAUACAGUAAUCAUGUAUUUAUUAUCUUCAGGUCUUCCUAUACAUUUGUUGAUGUUAAUAGAAAUAUAAUUUUUAUAUUGACUUCAAAUCUCAUAUCAAUGAGAGAAAAUUUUAAAGAAAUUCUGGCAUUGAAGCAUUUUCUAAUCGAAUAGCAUUUCUCUCUCUCUCUCUCUCUCUCUCUCUCUCUAUAUAUAUAUAUAUAUAUAUAUAUAUAUAUGUACGUAUGUCUUGUACGUACGUACACGCACACACACAGAUAUAUAUGGUGGGCAAGUAGCAGAUUGAUUAGAAUGUCAGUUAAAAUACCUUGUGACUUUUGUUCUACUUGUCUACACUCUGAGUUCAAAUUCCAUUAAGGUCAACUUGUGGGCUUGAUAAAUAAAAUACCAGCCCUGUACUGUCCUGUGGUUGAUUCUUCACUUUUUUUCCUGCCUGUCUUUCUCUCUUUCUGGAAGAAAUCAACUGUAGUGGUCAGAUUUGAGAUGUCCUAAAACACUGUCCAAGAGUUGAAGGGCCAAGACAAAGCAAGGUGUGUGUGUGUGUGUUUAAUCCCUGUCCUAUGAUCAAAGAUUCCUGCCAAAACAUUUAAGAUUACAGUAUCCAUUAUAUCUUUUAUUAUUAUCAACAGCGGAAUGUGACAAAGUAGAUUUAGCUGCUAUUUCUUGCAGGCUCACUGCUCAUAUACGCACCCUUCUCAUUGGCCCAUCUUAUACACUUUUAAGAUAUUGCUCUACCAAUUCAUGAGUUCAAAUCUUGUUCAGGUACAUUAUUGUGUCUCUAGGUACAAUGCCCUAAACAAGAUAAGUUUUUACUUCUAGUCACCAAACUGCUGAAAUGAGUAUCAAAGAUUCUGUGGAAGUUUGUCUGCUAUAGUCCAAGAUCAUGCAGAUGGAUAAUAUUUGUCUCUCAUUUAAUGCUGUCAGUGAAAAGAUUAAAUUUUUGAUUAUAAACCAAAGAUUAUCCUUGAUUGUUGUAUGUUGGGAGGAUCAGUUUGUUAAUAAAAUCACUGGUUCUAGA
Molecule: messenger RNA, 2920 nt
Organism: Octopus sinensis (East Asian common octopus)
Lineage: Eukaryota; Metazoa; Mollusca; Cephalopoda; Octopoda; Octopodidae
Product: GDP-fucose protein O-fucosyltransferase 2-like
Exons: 1
Coding region: 8-1345 (445 amino acids)
Biological process (GO): protein O-linked glycosylation via fucose
Molecular function (GO): peptide-O-fucosyltransferase activity
Source: RefSeq, a predicted model, not a curated record